Messenger RNA from Tilletiaria anomala UBC 951, 720 nucleotides. RefSeq lists its product as uncharacterized. NCBI's taxonomy places the organism in Eukaryota, Fungi, Basidiomycota, Exobasidiomycetes, Georgefischeriales, Tilletiariaceae. Bases 286 to 681 code for a protein of 131 amino acids. The record is from RefSeq and is a predicted model, not a curated record. The transcript has a single exon.
CUCUUGGCAUGUGUAGCCAACAGUCCUGCGAUGCAGAAGAUGCACAGCUCACUGCCUUUCCCUCCGCUUCUGACAAAUGACCAAAAAACGACCAGCCCUUUCGAAUUUGUCUGCUGCGAUGGACCGCGGCAUAUCAACCGCACCCCACCAUGAACCCCGCAUCCAACCCCCGCCGCGCCGUCGCGCUGCCACACUACUGCAACCCCAACAUGCAGAGUUCUUCGCCUGGUCCUUGGAAGCGGUCACGCUGCAAAUGGUCAGCUGGGUGCUGCACAGCGGCGCCGCAUGCACCUACACUGGUGCACGCGCCGCGGCUGCUGCCCAUCCACCCCGCCUGUGAAGCUCAGUAAGGCGCUGUACGGCGCCGCGGCGUCGCUCAUUGGUAUUGUUGCGUACACCUGCAUCGUCGAUGUGUCGUACCUUGCUUGGCCAAGUGCUCACCUGGACAGAAAGAACAAGGCAGGUCAUCCUGGUGACGCUCAUCCCCCUCCGUUGCCGCAGCACUCGACGCCGUCUGCAGUGCUUGACAACAGCAAGAAUCUCCGUGUGCACUCCGACCGCGCGAGAGAGGCCAACCGCAAGUCCGUCAUGAGCACGUCUGCAGCGGCGCCGGUGCCUGCCAACACGAGCAUGACACACGACCCUCAUGCUAGGGACCACAUACAGCACCUGGUGGUCUAGAACACGCAGUACACCUCGCGCUUAGCGCCGUCGCUUACG